AUGUCGGGACCUGCUUCCCGCAUCCGCUCCAUCGUCAACCACAUCCUCCCGUCCGGCCCGGAUCCGCCUCACAUCCAUCAUCUCUCGCCCACUUUCUUCCUCGAGCGCGCCGCCGCCGUGGAGCCCGAUGCCGAUGCCAUCAUUCACAUCACCCGUAGCGGUGCCGCCGUUCGCCGUUCCUACGGAGAGUUUGCCACGCGUGCCAUUGGCUUGGCCUAUUACAUGAAGAAGCAUGGCUUCCAACGCGUCGGCAUCCUCGCCCCCAACACGCCCGCUUUUCUCGAGUCCAUCUACGGCAUCGUUGCCGGCGGAGGUGUCGUCGUGCCGGCAAACUACAGGCUCAAGGGUGACGACAUUGCCUACAUAUUCGAGUAUGCCGAGGUCGACUGCAUCGUCGUUGACGAGGAGUUUGAGGACCUGCUGGAAGUGUACCGAAGGAAACGCAGCAAUGUGCCGUUGAUCAUCGAUGUGGACACCGACAAGACGCAAGGGCCAGGUUGCGGACCAUUCAACGAUGCCAUCCUCGAGGGGCUCGCCUACGAUCGGCAUCAUGGCAGUCGCCGCUGGGCUGGGCUGCAGUCCAAGGCCGCCAACGAAGACGACAUGCUCGCCAUCCCAUUCACGUCGGGCACCACCUCUCGACCCAAAGGUGUCGUGUACACCCACCGUGGUGCCUACCUUGCCGCCGUGGGAAACAUAAUUGAAUCGGGGCUCAACAUUGGACGCUGCAAAUAUCUGUGGACGCUGCCCAUGUUUCAUGCCAUGGGUUGGACGUUUCCCUGGUCGGUCGUGGCCGUCCGUGGCGUCAACGUCUGCCUCCGAAAGAUCGACUACCCGCUCAUAUGGAGACUGCUGAAGGAGGAGGGCAUCACGCACUUUAACGCGGCGCCCACCGUCAACACCCUCCUGGUCGCCGCCAGAGAAGCGGAACCGCUGCCGCAGCCGGUCCAGGUUACUGUCGCUGCAAGUCCGCCUAGCGGUCAUCUGUUUGAGCAAAUGUCUACCGCAACCGUCAACGGCAGUCUCGUCGUCGUCGUGCUAAUGGAUGCUUCAGAAACAUACGGACCCAUCACAAAGUGCUAUCGCCUCCCCGAGUGGAACAUGCUGCCGGCGCAAGAAAAGUACGCCAAGAUGGCUCGGCAGGGACACGGCUUCAUCACCAGUCUCCCCAUCCGCAUCAUCAAGACGGACCAACCCGAGGGCGUUUACGUCGACGUCGCCAAGGACGGCCGGGAGAUUGGCGAGAUUGUCUUCUUCGGCAACAUCUGCGCCAAGGGCUACUACAAGGACGACGACGCCACGCGCAAGCUGUUUGCCGGUGGCGGCCUGCACUCGGGAGAUCUCGCCGUCUGGCAUCCCGACGGUAGCGCUCAGAUCCUCGACCGAGCCAAGGACAUCAUCAUCUCGGGCGGCGAGAACAUCUCCUCGGUCGCGCUCGAGAGCAUGCUUGUCCAGCACCCCGACAUUCUCGAGGCCGGCGUCGUCGCCGUGCCCGAUGCCCAUUGGGGCGAGCGGCCCAAAGCAUUCGUCACGGUGAAGGAGGGGAAAAGAGUGGCGGCCGACGAGAUCAUCUCCUGGGCCAAGCACCAGAGCAGCAUCAGCAAGUUUAUGGUUCCAAGGGAGGUCGAGGUCGUGCCGGAGCUUCCCAAAACGAGCACCGGGAAGAUCAAGAAGAAUGACCUGCGCGGGUGGGCAAAGGGGAAUCGCACGGCUUGA
Molecule: messenger RNA, 1716 nt
Organism: Drechmeria coniospora
Lineage: Eukaryota; Fungi; Ascomycota; Sordariomycetes; Hypocreales; Ophiocordycipitaceae
Product: AMP-binding domain protein
Exons: 4
Coding region: 1-1716 (571 amino acids)
Source: RefSeq, a predicted model, not a curated record